AUGUCUCUUGCUCGUUGUGGGCGCCUUGCCCGUUUCUCGCUCGCGAGUGUUCGCCCGGCGGCCGCCGUGGCUCCGCGCGCCUUUGUCGCCGGAACCAACCCCCUCGUGCGGGGAGUAUCCUCCUCCAGCCGGGAUGCGCAGCAGAAGAUCCUCUCUUCGUCGUUGAAGGACUCUGACCCCGCAGUGUUCUCGAUUCUGGAGAAGGAGAAAAAACGCCAGCAGCACUUCAUCAACUUGAUCCCCUCUGAGAACUUCACCUCCCAAGCCGUCCUCGAUGCACUCGGCAGUGUUAUGCAAAACAAGUACUCGGAGGGAUACCCCGGUGCCCGUUACUAUGGUGGAAACGAACAUAUUGACGCCUCCGAGCGCCUGUGCCAGCAGCGCGCUCGAGACCUUCCGCCUCAACCCCGAGGAGUGGGGUGUGAACGUUCAGCGUAUGUCGAACCUCAAAAUGCUCGAAUUGAGAAUGCUAACGUAUCUCUAGCUCUGUCUGGCUCCCCCGCUAACCUCAUGGCCUACUCCGCUCUGCUCAACACCCACGACCGUCUCAUGGGUCUGGAUCUCCCUCACGGUGGUCACCUAUCGCACGGCUACCAGACCCCUACCAAGAAGAUCUCCGCCAUCUCUAAAUACUUCGAGACCCUGCCUUACCGUCUGGAUGAGUCUACCGGCCUGAUUGACUACGAUGCGCUCGAGAAGCAGGCUCUGCUCUACCGUCCCAAGUUGAUCAUCGCCGGUACCUCCGCUUACAGCCGUCUGGUUGACUACCCCCGUAUGCGCGAGAUCGCCGACACUGUUGGUGCUUACCUACUGACCGAUAUGGCUCACAUUUCCGGCCUGGUCGCCGGUGAUGUUCUCCCCUCGCCCUUCCCUUACUCCGACGUGGUCACCACCACCACCCACAAGUCUCUGCGUGGUCCUCGCGGUGCCAUGAUCUUCUACCGCAAGGGUCUCCGCCGUACCGACAAGAAGGGUAACAAGGAAAUGUACGAUCUGGAGAACCCGAUCAACGCCUCUGUCUUCCCCGGCCACCAGGGUGGCCCUCACAACCACACCAUCACCGCGCUGGCCGUUGCCCUGAAGCAGGCCCAGUCCCCCGAGUUUCACGAAUACCAGAAGACCGUCCUUGCCAACGCCUCCGCCCUGGCCGAGCGCCUCGGCGAGUCCACCAGCAACGGCGGCCUCGGCUACAAUAUCGUGUCUGGCGGUACUGACAACCACCUGGUCCUGGUCGACCUGAAGAACCGCGGUGUAGACGGUGCCCGCGUCGAGCGCGUGCUCGAGCUGUGCGGCGUUGCCAGUAACAAGAACACCGUGCCCGGCGACAAGUCCGCCCUCAAGCCUGGCGGUCUUCGUCUGGGUACCCCCGCCAUGACUUCUCGCGGCUUCCAGCCCGAGGACUUCCGCCGUGUCGCUGAUAUCGUCGACCGCGCCGUCAUCCUGACCCAGAAGCUGGACAAGGCUGCUCGUGAGCAUGCUCAGUCCCGCGGUGUGAAGAACCCCGGUACCGUCAAGGCCUUCCACGAGUACCUGGGCGAGGGUGAGGAGAUUUCGGAGAUUGUGCUCCUCCGCCAGGAGGUGGAGGACUGGGUAGGCACAUUCAGCCUGCCUUGGGCUAAGGACCAGUAG
Molecule: messenger RNA, 1629 nt
Organism: Penicillium argentinense
Lineage: Eukaryota; Fungi; Ascomycota; Eurotiomycetes; Eurotiales; Aspergillaceae
Product: serine hydroxymethyltransferase
Exons: 4
Coding region: 1-1629 (542 amino acids)
Biological process (GO): L-serine catabolic process; folic acid metabolic process; tetrahydrofolate interconversion
Cellular component (GO): cytoplasm
Molecular function (GO): zinc ion binding; cobalt ion binding; serine binding
Source: RefSeq, a predicted model, not a curated record